This is a messenger RNA of Quercus robur (English oak), 1401 nucleotides long. RefSeq lists its product as uncharacterized. Lineage: Eukaryota; Viridiplantae; Streptophyta; Magnoliopsida; Fagales; Fagaceae. The coding region runs from base 1 to 1401 and encodes 466 amino acids. The transcript is spliced from 3 exons. The record is from RefSeq and is a predicted model, not a curated record.
AUGCAACAGGAGAUAGAUGACUUGAAAAAGAAACUGCGUUAUGCACAGCGGAGGCGAUCUCCCUCCGGCUCUGACAUAUCCUUUAACGAUGAAGAAGACGGCAUUUACAGGCAGAGAUCAAGAACUCCUCCAAGCGAGACCUUCUUUUACAAAGACGAGCACCAUCAUAGACGAAAGCGAAAGGACCCAUCUAGUAAGGGUCUGGGUAACGAUGCCAUGAGUAAGGCUCUAGAUCAGAUUUCUAAGUCACCCUUCACGUGCAGUAUAGAAGGGGCUAGGCUACCUCGGCGGUUCUAUCAGCCUACGUUCACCGUUUAUAAUGGUCGAACGGACCCUGUAGAGCAUUGGCCUCCCAACCGAGCAUGGCUGAGGAAAUCCUUGACUGGCAAGCCUGUCACCAGUGUACGUCAACUUAUGGACUGGAUUGACAAAUACAAAAGGGUGGAAGAGGACCAGCUGCAAGGAAAAGAAAAGGAGAAGAUUAUCCCACAGAGAAGGAGUGAUUUUAGGUCGGAUCGAUACAACAAUAACCGUCUAAGGAGAGAUUUCACAGGGCAAUCCGAGCCGACCAAUACACAGAUGGUUAAUGCUGUAUUCAGAGAACCAGUACAGCAAGUUUUGGAAAAAAUCAAGAAUGAGUCAUUCUUCAAGUGGCUGAACAAGAUGGCUGGAGACUCCAUGAAGCGCAAUAGGAGUCUGUAUUGUCAAUACCACCAAAUCCAUAGACAUAACACAGAAGAUUGCAGGAACUUUUGGAACCACCUUGAUCACCUAGUCCGAGAAGGGAAAUUAAGGCACCUCCUGCAUCCUUCCAGUGGUUAUCAAGGCCAGCUACCCGCCUAUGACUUUACCCCAGAGCCCAAAAGGCCCAAAGUGUAUCGUCAUCCAAUCUUGGGUUUUUCCGAGGAAGACAAAUUUGGAACCAUCCAACCUCACGACAACGCGUUGGUAAUCACUCUUCAGAUUGGGGGCUACAACGUAAAAAGAGUAAUUGUAGAUGGUGGCAAUGGGGCCGAGAUCAUGUACCCCAAUCUCUAUAAGAGACUGAAGCUGAGACCAAAAGACUUAACAUCCUACGGUUCCCCCUUGUUGACUUUUAAUGGAAAGAUAGUCAUGCCAAAUGGCCAGAUUAGACUACCUGUGCAAAUCGGCCCGGAGAUAGUGGAGGCUAACUUCAUUGUAGUGGAUACCUACUCCCCUUACACUGCCAUUGUAGCCAGACCUUGGCUUCAUACCCUAGGAGCCGUUGCCUCCACCUUGCAUCAGAAGGUGAAGUUCCCUUCCGAGGGUCGGGUCUUGGAGAUUCAAGGUUGCCAGGCUAUGGCGAGAGAAUGCCUGGUGGCUGCCAUCUCACAUCAGCCCGAAGCAGAGUCCUCGGCCCGCGUUGAAGAAAGUUCAUAG